Messenger RNA from Aspergillus piperis CBS 112811, 985 nucleotides. RefSeq lists its product as uncharacterized. NCBI's taxonomy places the organism in Eukaryota, Fungi, Ascomycota, Eurotiomycetes, Eurotiales, Aspergillaceae. The transcript has a single exon. The coding region runs from base 199 to 816 and encodes 205 amino acids. The record is from RefSeq and is a predicted model, not a curated record.
CGUUAUCGAUAAGCCGAAAACCUCAGCACACCUAACAUUGAACCUCCCAUCAUCGUCACCACCAGCUUCCCUCCAUCCACACCACACACCGCAAACAACCAUACGCCCACAACUUACAACAAUUGAAUCUACCAUAUCACACCUACCAUACUACACGAAACCAACUACCUACCCACCUACUCAAAAUCCAACCCCACAAUGUCAACCCCAACGCCAGACGACCCAACACCACCACCACCAACAACCACAACCACAACUUCCACCACAUCGCAACAACAACAACAACAACAACCCCGCCUCCCCGUCCAAACCCACCACUGCCGCUUCUGCAACCACCUCCUCCUCGCAACGACCCGAUCAAUCCCAUCCCUACCGAGACGCAAAGACCCCGCAAAAGACGGGGCGUUAAUCCUCCCUCUUCCGCGCGAUCACAGCACCACCGACGACGACGAAGAAUCCAAUUCCACUUCACAACCUUCCAAGAAACAAAAACACUACACGAUUCUUCUCUCCACCACUAUUCCCGAUCGGAAACAUACCCUCGUGCGCAGGGAAGAUGGGUUCGAGAAGAGGUUGUUCCUACGGUGUGGACGGUGUAGAGUUGUCAUGGGGUAUUUCUUGGAUGAGGUGCAUUUUGGGGGGGUGAGUUCUGCUGCUGCUGAAGAGGAUGGGGAGGGGGAGGGGGAGAAGGCGAGAGAGGUGGUGUAUCUGCUGCCUGGGGCUUUGGUGGAGACGGGGGUGAUGAUGCGGGAUGAGGAGUUGGAGAAGGUGGUUAAGGGGUUGGAUAGGGAGUGGGUGGGGUGGUUGGAGGGUUAAAUCAAUAUAAUUUAUUUAUGUUUUGAUGCUGUGCGCAUAGCAUAGUCUUUGGUUGUGGCGAUGUGUUUUGGGAGGGAAGUGAUAUAAGUCGGAGUUGUUUGUGCUAGCUAUAUUUGUACCUGUACUUUACUUCAUAUACCAUGUAUCAUUUUACCAUAUUUAUUCAUGU